This is a messenger RNA of Brassica napus (rape), 941 nucleotides long. Its product is annotated as protein PHOTOSYSTEM I ASSEMBLY 2, chloroplastic-like. Lineage: Eukaryota; Viridiplantae; Streptophyta; Magnoliopsida; Brassicales; Brassicaceae. The transcript is spliced from 4 exons. The record is from RefSeq and is a predicted model, not a curated record. The coding region runs from base 15 to 653 and encodes 212 amino acids.
CGCCAGUUAAAUUCAUGACCGCAUACCGAAAAUGGAAGCAUCAUCUCAUCUCUUUGCACUUCACUCGCGUCUUCUUCAUACACCUUCUCCGUUGUUCUGUAACAUCCUCUCUCCAUAGCUCCCUAACUCAAUUUCUGACAUUGUUGACAUUAUUAUCCUCGUGUUUCAUUAUAGUCGCACCAAACCGGAAUCGAGUUCGUAUUCGGGCCAAAUCAUGUCCGGAGAAUCAGAGCUUCGACUUGGAUACUACCAACAAAACCCAGGGGGAUGAAAAAUCGAUGUCACGGAGACAGUGGAUGACGACAUGUGUUUGCUUAUCUCCAGCUUUGAUCACCAAUGCUUACACAUUUGUCUCUGUACAAAGCGCAGAAGCUUUAGACAAGAAACCAGGAGUUUGCCGUAACUGUCAGGGCAUUGGUGCUGUUCUUUGUGAUAUGUGUGGGGGUACAGGAAAAUGGAAAGCUCUCAACCGAAAACGUGCCAAAGAUGUUUAUGAGUUUACUGAAUGUCCUAACUGCUACGGUCGAGGCAAGCUUGUGUGUCCGGUCUGUUUAGGCACAGGCUUACCAAACAACAAGGGUCUUCUCAGAAGGCCUGGUGCUCGUGAGCUACUCGACAAGAUGUACAAUGGUCGGCUUCUCCCCAAUUCGUGAGCAGGUUUAGGUCCUUUACAUCUCCAAAUGUUAAGAGUAUUGGUUCCUUUACUAGUUUAAGGCUUGACACGCUUCUCUCCCUGAUCCUUCUAUCUCUUGUAACUCUCGCAGAUUGUUUUUACAAAUCUGCUUUUAAGCACAGGCCAAUAUACAUGAUUAUAGAAGGAUGUGAUACAAGAUGAUGUUUUGUAAUGAUAUGCUAGCUUUGGGGUUGUACAUUCUUAUAAACCUAUGUAAACUCAUAACCUAACAAUGCCUUAGCGGUAAAAAUUAGUUUCAAACCAAAAA